GACGCUGCAGGUGCCAAAGACUCGAGCGUUAUCAACUGAGCAGCACUGUCUAGCGUGUCGUGAAUCCGUGCCGUCCCGUGCGGUGCACUUCCAGCAGCUGUGCCAAACGUGUGUGUGUGUGAUUGAUCGAAGUGCUGCACCCCGAGCGUUACUGGCGCACGCCCGAUAUCCUUUCGCAUCCUUUUUCGGCUGGGGAACGGGAAAUGGUGCUUGUGGCGCAGAGCGACCGAUCCUAGAGAACCUUGGCUUCGCUGCCAAACGUGUCGACGUCGGUCGAUAAAACUAGAGCCGAGUGUGAACUCUUCGCGGGACGAUAAAAGGAGUCUUUUUCUUUCCUUAUCCUUACGCGUGGGCGCGUGCAGUGGAAGGGGUUCGUGGUGUGAAGAAGUGAUAGCGUGCGUGCCAGUUUGUGUCUGUGUGUUGCGCCGUUUUGUCAUGAGACAUCCGGUCGGGAAUCCUUGCACUGUAUCCUGAGGCCACCAAAGAACACACAUUCCGGUGUCCUUGAAUCGCCGGGACCAUCGAAGAGGAGGAUUAAAAGUGCAUUUUUUUUUGUUUUUGCUGCCCGACCCACUCGUCCCCUGAUUCAGCAGCAUGAUUUCGAGCUACGCCGAGCUGUUUCUAGUGUGUGCGGUGAUUCUGCUGCCAAUCUUCUACGAAACUUCUAGCAAAUUCCGCUACUACUUCAAGUUCUUCGUCUACUAUGCGGUGGUCAUACUCAAUUCUUUUCUUCUCAUUCCUGUCUUUCUCUUUCGGCCGUGCAACGUGCGUAACCUUGUAUUGGCCGGCAAGUUCUGUCGCCUGGCGUCACCGAUUAUCAGCAUCAAAUGGGAGGUCCGAGGAGCGGAACAUAUGAGUGCCGAUAGGGCCAUGAUCCUAGUGGCGAACCAUCAGAGUUCACUCGACAUUCUAGGAAUGUUUGACUUCUGGCACCUAAUGGACAAGUGCACGGUGAUCGCGAAACGGGAACUCUUCUACGCCUGGCCGUUCGGGCUGGCCGCCUGGCUGUCGGGGUUGAUCUUCAUCGAUCGGCGCCACGCCGAGCGGGCCCAGUCGGCGAUGAACGAUUCGACCAAGAUGCUGAUCGAGAAGCGCACCAAGCUGUGGGUGUUCCCGGAGGGUACGCGCCGUACCACCAACGAGAUCCAUCCCUUCAAGAAGGGUGCCUUCCACGUGGCCGUCCGCUCCCAGCUACCGAUCCUGCCGAUCGUGUACAGCUCCUACCACACGUUCCUGGACGAUCGCCAGAAGGUGAUGAACCCAGGCCACGUGAUAGUGACCGCGCUGCCACCGAUCGAGACGACCGGCCUAACGGUCGAUGACAUACCGGCACUGAUCGAGCGGACUCGGGCCGCCAUGAUCGAAACAUUUAAAGCGUCCACCAAAGAGGUGGAGAAUCGCUUCAAUCUCAGCGGCCACGCGAUGCACCACCCGGGCAAAGAGGCAACAAUGGCGGAGACACCACGGACACUGGCGAGCGUCGUACCACCACGAACGCCACCCAGCAGUGCCACCAGCAUCAAGCCACCAAAAGAGACCAGCCGGUCUCUCGCUAGUCUCCCGCUGGAGGCGAGUAACUGCCGUGACCAUCUGCUGCUCGAUGCCGGUACCCGCAAGAUGGGCUCACUGAUUGGUGGUGCGAACGAUGCGUCCCCCAUCAAGGAACCGACGGCCUACCGGCGGAAGGAUGUGCAACGGGAUUAGUAGGGCCGGGAUAACUGAGCGGUGCGUGUGUUUGUAUGCAUGUGUGUGUGUGUUUGUGUGUGUGCAUGUAAGUGUGUUUGUGUACCUGGGAAAGGAGAGAAGAGGAUUUUUAAUCAUUCAACACGCGUUUUAUCGAUAGCGAUUGAGAUGGGUUACUAUUAUUAUUAUUCUUAUUUUUUCCACAACAAGUAGCAGUAGCGCUGAAGCUGCUAAGAUUAGAAGCGUGAUAAGCAUACACAUGAAAUGCACACACAUGCAUCUGUACACCUGCCUCCUGGGUUGCCUCAGUUCGAUAUAAGCAGCAGAAGAAGCAAAACCCCUACAAUUUCCAACGAUAAUAAGAGUCUAGUGUUCUAGUGAAUGUUCGGUUAACUCUCCAAGAGAGCUUGCUUGUUGCCGGGCAACCUUUCCGAGGAUGGUGGAUAAUGUGAGCAAAAACCAAAUUUGAGAAAAAUCACAUGGUAGCGUGGAGCGCGAACGAGGCCGAAGCUAGGUUUACGAUCGAUUCAAUUAUCCAAAGUUUUGCAACAGUUAAACGCUUUAAAAAAAAGCCUCCGGAAUACGGGGUGGGCGGGUUUGUUGGGAACAGGAGGAGGAGUAGAGAAGAGGGAAAAAUAUAAUAAUGAUGGUAAACUUGCCAAGAGCCCCCGAUGGCACACCAGCGCAGCAGCACCAUCUUGUAUUUUGUACGUUAGUUCGUGUUUCCUGCUAGAUGCGCGCAUCACCGUAUAAACAUAUGGAGAAGCGGUUAAGCGACAGGGGUGAAGAGAGACAGUGAAUGAAUGGCCUGAUCUCGACGAUUUUUUUAUUUUAUUUUUUCGUUGUUGGUUUUCUGUGUGAGCAGCUCCCGCUGCGUCGUUUGUAAAUAUUCGAUUAGUAGUCUAGUUCACUAUAUUUGUGAGUAGGAAAAGGAAAGGGUCACCGAGAGUGCUAUAGCGGUUUUUUAAUGAUAUUAUGCCAUUCCACAUCCCGUCCCGUUGUUUCUUUUUUUUUUCUUUUGGCACUUUUUGGAUUUUUUUUUGCAAUCGUCUUAUUUUUCAAACCCCCCGCGACAUGAAUGGCCUGGGAUUAUUAUUACUGGAAUGAGAGAAUGAUAAAAAUAAAGUAUUAUGAAGAUAAUCCGCA
This is a messenger RNA of Anopheles aquasalis, 2829 nucleotides long. Its product is annotated as 1-acyl-sn-glycerol-3-phosphate acyltransferase alpha-like. Gene Ontology annotation, biological process: phosphatidic acid biosynthetic process. Gene Ontology annotation, cellular component: membrane; endoplasmic reticulum. NCBI's taxonomy places the organism in Eukaryota, Metazoa, Arthropoda, Insecta, Diptera, Culicidae. The record is from RefSeq and is a predicted model, not a curated record. Gene Ontology annotation, molecular function: 1-acylglycerol-3-phosphate O-acyltransferase activity.